AUCUGCGACGUGGCCGGCUUCUUCUGCCCGGGAGGGGACGUCACUUCCGCCGAGUUCCUGACCUGCUGCUAGGAUCGCGACGGGAACUGGAGCCCGAGGUCCCCGCGCGGCCCGGGCCUGGCGCCCUGAGGGGAAGAGCGGCCCGGCCGGAGGGCACUGGGGUGGAGACUUUGACUCCAGUCCCUUCCCUAGCCAUGACGGACGGGAUCCUAGGGAAGGCAGCCACAAUGGAGAUCCCCAUCCACGGGAACGGUGAAGCUGGGCAGCUUCCUGAGGAUGAUGGGCUGGAGCAGGACCUCCAGCAGGUGAUGGUGUCAGGACCCAACCUCAAUGAAACCAGCAUUGUGUCUGGUGGCUAUGGGGGCUCUGGUGACGGACUCAUCCCCACAGGGUCUGGCCGCCAUCCAUCUCACAGUACCACUCCUGCUGGCCCUGGAGAUGAGGUGGCUCGGGGCAUCGCUGGAGAGAAGUUUGACAUCGUCAAGAAAUGGGGCAUCAACACAUACAAGUGCACAAAGCAGCUGUUAUCAGAGCGAUUUGGCCGAGGCUCCCGGACUGUGGACCUGGAGCUGGAGCUGCAGAUUGAGUUGCUGCGUGAGACGAAGCGCAAGUAUGAAAGUGUCCUGCAGCUGGGCCGGGCACUGACAGCCCACCUCUACAGCCUGCUGCAGACUCAGCAUGCGCUAGGUGACGCCUUUGCUGAUCUCAGCCAGAAGUCCCCAGAGCUUCAGGAGGAAUUUGGCUACAAUGCAGAGACACAGAAGCUGCUGUGCAAGAAUGGAGAGACCCUGUUAGGGGCUGUGAACUUCUUUGUCUCUAGCAUCAACACAUUGGUCACCAAGACCAUGGAAGACACGCUCAUGACUGUCAAGCAGUAUGAGGCUGCCAGGCUGGAAUAUGAUGCCUACCGAACAGACUUAGAGGAGCUGAGCCUAGGCCCCCGGGAUGCAGGGACGCGCGGUCGACUCGAGAGUGCACAGGCCACUUUCCAGGCCCAUCGGGACAAAUAUGAGAAGCUGCGGGGAGAUGUGGCCAUCAAGCUCAAGUUCCUGGAAGAAAACAAGAUCAAGGUGAUGCACAAGCAGCUGCUGCUCUUCCACAAUGCCGUGUCAGCCUACUUUGCUGGGAACCAGAAACAACUGGAGCAGACCCUGCAGCAGUUCAACAUCAAGCUGCGGCCUCCAGGAGCUGAGAAGCCCUCCUGGCUAGAGGAGCAGUGAGCUGCUCCUAAUCAAACCUGGCUAUCAAGAAGGACAUUGGGAGAGGCAGUCCCAGGGUGGGGGAGACUGGACUUGGGACAUCCCUUGCCACCUGCCCUCUGGCUUGGGUUCCCUUUCCCUGGCUGGGGCCUGACACCAGUUUUGCCCAUACUGCUGUGGGUAGGGAGGGGGCUUGCAGGCCCAGCAGCUGCUGUCCUGUCCUUUAUCUUCCUGGCCACUGGGCUUCAUUCCCAGAUCUUUUCCUUCACUCCACAGCCAAAGGCUAUGACAGAACCACUCCCUGGCCAAUGGCAUUACUCCUCAGGCCUGUCCCCAGCUCCUGGGGUAUGCCCCCUGACCAAUGGCAGGGCCUCAAUAGGCCCUGUCAGCCAAUGGCAGCUCUUCUUGGGCUCCCCUGGGCCAAUGAUGUUGCCUCCGGUACCCUUUGUCCCUCCUCUAUGUGUCCCCAUUGCAGAGAAGGGGACUGGGACCAAAGGGGUGGGGAUAAUGGGGAGUCCCAUUUCUGGCCCUGCAUCUGAAUGGGCUUCCUCUCACCUUCCCACCCAGUUUAAUUGUGCUUAGAGCCCUGGAAGAUUGGGACCUAGCACUAGGAAUAAACCUUUCAUAAAAGCA
This is a messenger RNA of Mustela lutreola (European mink), 1832 nucleotides long. RefSeq names its product ADP ribosylation factor interacting protein 2 (gene ARFIP2). NCBI's taxonomy places the organism in Eukaryota, Metazoa, Chordata, Mammalia, Carnivora, Mustelidae. Gene Ontology annotation, cellular component: trans-Golgi network membrane. The transcript is spliced from 8 exons. Gene Ontology annotation, molecular function: protein domain specific binding; phospholipid binding. The coding region runs from base 195 to 1220 and encodes 341 amino acids. Gene Ontology annotation, biological process: intracellular protein transport; regulation of Arp2/3 complex-mediated actin nucleation. The record is from RefSeq and is a predicted model, not a curated record.